Parnassius mnemosyne (clouded apollo) is the source of this 1020-nucleotide messenger RNA. Lineage: Eukaryota; Metazoa; Arthropoda; Insecta; Lepidoptera; Papilionidae. The record is from the annotation of a GenBank genome assembly.
AUGAGGCGUUUUACAAAAAAAUAUGUAACAUCGUGUCUCGAGUGUGCUCAUCAUAAGGCCCCAGGUGGAAGGAAGGAAGGUAUGCUUCAUCCCAUUCCCAAAAUUGAAGUACCGUUCCAUACACUACAUGCCGAUCAUUUAGGCCCUUUUGUACGAUCUCGAAGAGGCAACACGUACAUUUUGGUCAUUGUAGAUGCUUUCACAAAAUUUAUAAAUAUUAAACCGGUUAGGGACACAAAAUCUACGACCGCAAUUAAAAUAUUCCGAGAACAUUUUAGCUAUUUUGGAAUCCCAUCCAGACUAAUAACAGAUAGAGGCACAUGCUUUACGAGCGCAAAAUUUAAGUCAUUCACAAGGAGCUUAGUUUUGAAACAUAUAUUAAAUGCAGUUGCCACACCGCGGGCCAAUGGACAAGUGGAAAGAUACAAUAGGACGAUAACGGAUGCUUUAAGUACUAAAUGUCAUGGUAAAAAUGAUAACACCUGGGAUGAGUACAUAGCUGAUAUACAGUUAGGAAUGAAUACAACAGUGAACAGGGCAACUGGCAAAAGUCCUUCAGAGUUAUUGUUCGGUUAUAAACUAAUGAAUGUGUCAGAGACCAUUCUCGGAGAUGUUAUAAGCCCGACGACCGAGUACACGCAAGGAGAAAAUUUAGUGGAAAUGAGAUCCGCAGCGAGUGAUAGAAUAGAGAAGCAACAAGAAAAUUCAAAAAGGGCAUUUGAUGAACGGAGGAAACACGCAACACAGUAUAAAGAAGGCGAUUUAAUUAGGAUUGAGAGAACAGUUAUUGAUAGAGAACACUUAGGUAAAUCAAAAAAAUUAUUACCGAAAUUUAAUGGCCCCUAUAGGAUUAAGAAAUUACUACCGAAUGAUAGGUUUCUUGUUGAGGAUACGCCUUUAACCAGAAAAGGGAAAAUGCGGUAUGAAAACGUAGUAGCUCUGGAUAAAAUACAUCCUUGGUUAAAUUAUAAAGCAAUUUCAAGCGGAAGCGACAACGACCAUGGUGAUAGUGACCGCUAG